Calliphora vicina (urban bluebottle blowfly) is the source of this 4002-nucleotide messenger RNA. RefSeq names its product splicing factor 3b subunit 3 (gene Sf3b3). Gene Ontology annotation, biological process: mRNA splicing, via spliceosome. The transcript has 8 exons. Gene Ontology annotation, molecular function: protein binding; U2 snRNA binding. Gene Ontology annotation, cellular component: nucleus; U2 snRNP. Bases 215 to 3895 code for a protein of 1226 amino acids. Lineage: Eukaryota; Metazoa; Arthropoda; Insecta; Diptera; Calliphoridae. The record is from RefSeq and is a predicted model, not a curated record.
UUAUUCUCAACCGGCAAAGCAGAAUCAUCUAAUAUUUCUUUAAGGAAAUUUUGGUACCAAGAUGGCGUAGCGUUAUAAAAAAGCGCUAAGCAAUUGUACAGUCCCUGAUAAAAGACUAUUUUAAUCUGCAAGCAUCCUAGUUUUUCGAAAGAUUAAUGACUCUUGAAAUAGGAUAAAGAUUGCUUUAUAGAAUUGAAUAAGAAAAAAAAACAGAAUGUAUUUAUAUAAUCUGACUCUACAAAAAGCCACUGGCAUUACACAUGCUGUCCAUGGAAAUUUUUCGGGCAGCAAACAGCAAGAAGUUUUAAUAUCACGUGGCAAGUCAUUGGAACUUGUUAGGCCUGAUUCGAAUACCGGCAAAGUACAUACCGUACUGUCGACUGAGGUAUUUGGAUGUGUUAGAUCUUUGAUGUCAUUCCGUUUAACUGGUGGCACUAAAGACUAUAUUGUUGUGGGAACUGAUUCUGGUCGCAUUGUAAUUUUGGAAUAUAAUCCAUCUAAAAACUGUUUGGAUAAGGUGCAUCAAGAAACCUUUGGUAAAUCAGGAUGUCGCCGUAUAGUACCGGGCCAAUACUUGGCAAUAGAUCCAAAAGGUCGUGCUGUUAUGAUUGGAGCUGUAGAAAAACAAAAGUUAGCCUAUAUUCUCAAUAGAGAUGCCCAAGCACGUUUGACUAUUUCGUCGCCACUAGAAGCACACAAAUCAAAUACAUUCACAUACCACAUGGUAGGAGUUGAUGUAGGAUUUGAUAAUCCCAUGUUUGCUUGUUUGGAAAUUGAUUACGAAGAGGCUGAUAAUGAUCCAUCAGGCGAUGCUGCUGAACGUACACAACAAACGCUGACAUUUUAUGAAUUGGAUUUGGGUCUAAAUCAUGUGGUACGUAAAUACUCGGAGCCGUUGGAGGAACACGCAAAUUUCCUAAUUUCUGUACCCGGCGGCAAUGAUGGGCCUUCAGGCGUACUAAUUUGCUCCGAAAACUAUUUGACCUACAAAAAUUUGGGUGAUCAACACGAUAUACGUUGUCCUAUACCCCGUCGUCGCAAUGAUUUAGAUGAUCCAGAACGUGGCAUGAUAUUCAUAUGUUCUGCUACACAUCGUACAAAGAGCAUGUAUUUCUUUUUGGUUCAAACCGAACAGGGAGACAUAUUCAAAGUAACUUUGGAGACAGAUGACGAUGUAGUGUCUGAAAUAAAAUUGAAAUAUUUCGAUACAGUACCACCAGCCGUCUCUAUGUGUGUUUUAAAGACUGGAUUUCUAUUUGUUGCAUGCGAAUUUGGCAACCAUUACUUGUAUCAAAUUGCUCAUUUGGGCGAUGAUGAUGACGAACCAGAAUUUAGUUCGGCUAUGCCCUUGGAGGAGGGUGAAACGUUUUUCUUUGCUCCCAGACCUUUGAAGAAUUUGGUUAUGGUAGAUGAAAUGCCCUCAUUUUCGCCCAUUAUAUCAUCACAAGUUGCUGACUUGGCCAACGAAGAUACUCCCCAAUUAUAUGUUUUAUGUGGUCGUGGUCCCAGAUCUUCUUUGCGUGUGCUACGCCACGGUUUAGAAGUAUCUGAGAUGGCUGUUUCUGAACUACCUGGUAAUCCAAAUGCCGUAUGGACAGUUAAAAAACGUGUUGAUGAUGAAUUUGAUGCCUAUAUUAUAGUAUCAUUUGUAAAUGCUACAUUGGUAUUGAGUAUUGGCGAAACAGUAGAGGAAGUAACCGAUAGCGGUUUUCUGGGUACCACACCCACUUUGUGUUGCGCUUCGUUGGGCGAAGACGCUCUAGUGCAGGUAUAUCCCGAUGGUAUACGUCACAUACGUUCUGAUAAACGUGUUAAUGAAUGGCGAGCUCCCGGCAAAAAAUCUAUAACCAAAUGUGCCGUCAAUCAAAGGCAGGUUGUUAUAACAUUGUCGGGUCGUGAAUUGGUCUAUUUUGAAAUGGAUGCUACUGGCGAACUCAAUGAAUAUACUGAACGCUCUGAAAUGCCAGCUGAAAUAAUGUGCAUGGCCUUGGGUACUGUUCCCGAAGGUGAACAACGUUCCUGGUUCUUAGCCGUUGGUUUAUCUGACAAUACUGUGCGCAUUAUUUCGCUAGAUCCCAAUGACUGUUUAACACCCUGUUCCAUGCAGGCAUUACCCUCACCAGCAGAAUCUCUGUGCUUAGUUGAAAUGGGUCACACGGAAAGCUCAACGAGUGCCAAUGAUGAACCAAACGAACGCACUAAUGUUGCCUCAAAGGGUGGCACCAUAUACUUGAAUAUUGGUCUCAGCAACGGUGUAUUGUUGCGUACAGUUUUGGAUCCUGUCACAGGAGAUUUGGCAGAUACGCGUACUCGUUAUUUGGGCUCAAGACCAGUUAAACUAUUCCGUAUUCGUAUGCAAGGCUCAGAAGCAGUAUUGGCAAUGUCCAGUCGUUCCUGGCUGUCGUACUAUUAUCAAAAUCGUUUCCAUUUAACACCCCUAUCCUAUGAGACCUUGGAAUAUGCUUCUGGUUUUUCGAGUGAACAGUGUAGUGAAGGCAUUGUGGCCAUUUCAACAAAUACACUUCGUAUUUUAGCUUUGGAAAAACUUGGUGCCGUGUUUAACCAAGUUUCAUUUGGUUUAGAAUAUACACCAAGAACAUUUGUCAUACAUCCUGAUACAGGCCGCAUGAUUAUUGCCGAAACGGAUCAUAAUGCAUACACGGAGGAAACUAAAAAUGCCCGUAAGCAACAGAUGGCUGAAGAAAUGCGAAUGGCAGCUGGUGAUGAAGAGCGAGAGUUGGCCAACGAAAUGGCUAAUGCAUUUAUAAAUGAAGUCUUACCCGAAGAUAUAUUUUCUGCGCCAAAGGCUGGUGUAGGCUUGUGGGCCUCUCAAAUAAGGGCUCUAGAUCCCAUUCAGGGGCAAACUCUGUUUAAGAUACCUUUAACUCAAAAUGAAGCCAUUAUGUCGAUGGCUAUUUUGAAGUUUUCUGUGGCCCAAGAUGGUCGCUACUAUUUAGCAGUGGGUAUAGCUAAAGAACUGCUGUUGAAUCCUCGCAUUACCAAUGGUGGUUUCAUUGAUAUUUACAAAAUCGAUCCCACCUGUUCCCAAUUGGAUUUCAUGCAUCGGACCGAACUGGAAGAAGUACCUGGAGCACUUUGUGGUUUUCAAGGUCGUCUGUUGGCCGGUUGUGGUCGAAUUUUGCGAAUUUAUGAUUUGGGCAAGAAAAAACUUUUACGGAAAUGUGAAAAUAAACAUAUACCCUAUCAAAUUGUCAACAUACAGGCCAUGGGUCAUCGCGUUUAUGCCUCAGAUGUUCAAGAAUCUAUAUUCUUUAUACGCUACAAAAGGGCAGAAAAUCAACUGAUCAUAUUUGCCGACGAUACACAUCCCAGAUGGGUGACAGCUACAACACUGUUGGAUUAUGAUACCAUAGCAAUCGGUGAUAAGUUUGGCAACAUGAGCAUACAACGUUUACCACAUUCCGUGACGGACGAUGUAGACGAAGAUCCGACAGGCACAAAAUCCUUAUGGGAUCGCGGUCUCCUUUCGGGCGCUUCUCAAAAAGCCGAAAACAUUUCAACCUUUCACGUUGGUGAGAUCUUAAUGUCGCUGCAAAAGUCCACCCUUAUACCGGGUGGUUCGGAGGCCAUGAUUUAUACCACUCUUAGUGGUACAGUUGGUGCAUUUGUACCCUUUACAAGUCGCGAGGAUUUCGAUUUUUUCCAACAUCUUGAAAUGCACAUGCGCAAUGAGAAUCCUCCGUUGUGUGGCCGAGAUCAUCUCAGCUAUCGUAGUGCUUACUAUCCGGUCAAGAAUGUAAUUGAUGGUGAUCUGUGCGAACAGUAUUUAUCCAUAGAUCCGUCUAAGCAAAAAUCUAUUGCGGCCGAUAUGUUCCGUACUCCAAAUCAAGUUUGCAAGAAAUUGGAAGACAUUAGAACGCGCUAUGCUUUCUAAGGGAAGUUGGAGUGGUGUAAUUAUAUAUUGUUAAGCUUAUUUGUGUACGUACUUGUAGUUUUAACUUGUAGUAUGUUAGAAAACCAAGGAUAGAAGAUCCAAAAUUG